AUGGCGUCGGAUCGGCACGAGGCAAGGUCGUCCCGCAGAAGCGCUGCGUCUGAUCCGUCUUCUCGCACAAUCGAGGACCGCGACGAUCGACUGCCGUAUUGGAGACUAGACCACAGGCCUGCAGUCGACUCGCACUACAACAUGGACACCUCGGCUUCGACGACGUACGCAGCCGCGACAUUCGGCGCUUCGGAUCGUUACGGCGAGGCAUCCAUCGACGGACAGAGGCCUCCCUACCCCCCACCCUCUACAUCCUGGGAUGCGCAGGCGCAUUGGCAGCAGCAAGCAGAUCCACAUGAUACCAACACGCACCCACCUGGGUUCGUCGAGCAAUAUAGGCCUGCCCCGACCCAAACCCAUCCGCAGUCAAUCCAGCAACAUUUCGGCUAUCAGCAGGCGCCCCAGCAGGCUCGCAACAUGCACAUGCUGCCGGUGCAGCAUCGUCAUGAACAUCAGCAGGCCUACGCGCCUGCGCAUCCGUAUCAUCGCCACGGCGAUCUCGCCGACGACGGACAAAGUCGUCCGCCAACUGCGACCGGAUCAUUUCGCUUCUCGCGCCCCCCUUCGAUAUCAUCGGCGAGCUACGGCGGUGGUGCAGAAGCGGUUCGGCCUCAGCCUGGCGGCGUGCCUUGGUCAUCGGCCCAACACCCUUACAGCCGGGUCCGUCCCAUGGAUGCCCUAUCUUCGGGCUCGUCGACUGCCCAUUUCAACCUGGCCGAGCACCCUCGACACCCUUCAGCGACCGAACAGCGCGGUGGCGACGCUCACCCGUAUUCUGAGGUGUCUGCUGACCACUCUUUCGACGUAUCGAUUUCGGGCGAGCGUCGCCACGCCGCAUCCGGGAGCCCGGCCUCUUGGAAAAACGAGUCCUACGAAGCCAACGGGCACCGCCGGAAGCGGAUACGGCCGGACGCAGGAUCGGCGGAUAGACCGGGAGACCCACCACCGCCUUCGGCUACUCCGGCGCACACCGACUUCGCCGCGCCAACGACUCGCGGCUCGGCUCCACCCCUUGCUUCUGUGUCCGAUUCGGCGGCCCGGACAAGUGGCGUUGUCGGAUCUGGGGUCAACGACGCCGCUGCGUCCGCUCCUCUUCGCAGAAGACUGGCGUCUGCGGCUGAGCUGAAAGACAGCAGCGACGACGACGGCACCAGCAGGUCGGCCGUUGCUGUUGGUAGCGUGGAGCCGACGACCUCGGUGCAAGGAUGGAGCGAAGCUGGGGGAGCCGGCAAGACCAAACGGCGGAAGCGGGCGAUCUUGAGCUGCACCGAGUGCAAGCAGCGCAAGAUCAAGUGCGACCGCAACGUUCCCAACUGCGGCAGCUGCGUGCGGAGGGGCGUGGCGCACAUGUGCCGCUGGGGCGACGAGCGCGACGACAUCGCAUCUGCCAAGGCGGGCAGCAUCACUCCGUCCAAUGCGGCGCUGAUGGCGAGGAUUGCGCAGCUCGAAUCGCAGGUGCGAGCGCUACAGGCCACCGGGCAGCGGUCAUCCAGCCAACUGGCCGUCAGCGCUGAAGGGUUGUCGGAAUCGGGCGAGGAGCCUUUGCACGGUCAAAAUCGGUUCGCGACUAGGCUGCUCAACCGUGCUGGUGCUGGGCUCAGGCACAGCGGCGCCUCACAUCCGCAGAGCUCGCAGAGCUACAUGGUCACGGCGGCACAUGCCCACCGCAGCCGCUCUCCCAUCGAGCCGGAUCCAAGGGCAGCGUUGCGCGACGCCGACAUGGUCGCGCGGAGCGAGGCAAGCGACAGCCCUGGCUCAGAAGACGAGGAUGCGGCCGAGGUCCUUGAGGCCCUGGCUCGAGGGACGCGGCUGCGCAAAGAGCACUCGCCCCUGCCUAUGCACAAGGCGGCCGAUGGAGCUGAAGUAUCUGCAACGCGACGCUCGCCAACCGCACAGGGCAAAAGUGCCAAGCCAGACAGUGGGCAGGACGAUCUCAAGUCCGACACUUCACGGCCUGAUGGCGACGGGCAAGACGGUCCCGGUUUGCCGCUGGAUCAGCGUCCUGCGCGAGCUCAGUCGCCACGGGGACCCGUGCUUCACCCCAAGCCAGGAAGCGUGGCAGCUGUGCAGGCGGCCGGUGCCCUUCUGGACAACAUGCAUCCCUUCCCACACGUUGAGCUGCAUGUCCCACGGCACAGUCAGCGCUUCGACGAUCUGCGCGUGCUCGUGGGCCUCUUGCCGUCGCGCGAAGCCGUGUCGGCGCUCAUCAAGAUUUACAUCAGCGAGGCGGAGCCGCUCGUCGUGUCCCUCCAUGUCCCGACGCUCUGGGCUCAGCUCGACGCUUUUUGGAAGCGCAUGGACCGGCUGCAGCAGGCGGCGACCGACAGCGAGCGCCCCGCUGCCGAUGGCAAGGAGGAGGCGCCGGACCUGCAGUUUGCAUCGCUGCUCUUUGCGCUGGUCGAGGGCGCCUGCGAGUACCUUGCACCAUGCGAAGUAUUGACCUACGGGAUCUGUACUUCGCGCGACGAGAUCUGCGCUCGCCUCACUCUGCUCGUUCGCGCUUCGACGGCGCUCCUCUCACUCGACAAGUUCAUUUCCAAUCCGACCCUGUGCGGCUUCCAGGCGGUCGUCGCGCUCCGCCACUACUGCUUCAACCGCGAGUUCCGGCAAGAGUACAUUGUCCUGUCGACCAUGGCGAUCAAGGCGGCCGAGGUGAUUGGCAUGCACCGACUCGGUAACGCCGUCGAUGACCACAACAGGUGGGACGAGGAGCGCCGAACGCAGCUCAUGCUCAACUCGGACGACGGAUCGGGGGCCCGUGUCAAUCCUUCGAACGGCACUGGCAGCUCUCAGCGAUCAAAGAAAAGGGGCCGCUCCGAUGCAAGAAGGUCCAACGACUCGGACAGCGAAAUCGAGGUGGAACUCAUGGAUCCGCUCCGGCUGGAUCUCAACGCAAUGUUCUUGCCCCGCGGCCGCCAGAAGAAGCGGUGGGAGAACAAGGCCACGGCCCGCUUCUACGACCACAACCACCUCCAGCGUGAGAUCGCGCGCAAGGUCUGGUUCGCCCUCGUCACGAUGGACUGGCUCUGCGGAGCCUUCUUCGACCGCUGCUAUCACUGCGGCGACGAGCAGUUCACCACUCAGACCCCGCAGAACAUCGACGACGGUGCGCUGUCUGCGCUGUCCGCUCAAGACGGGUCCGACGACGGCAAUGAGCGGGAAACCUCCCUUCUCGACCGCGUCCAGCCGUGGUACGAGCCCACCGACAACAGCUUUGUGCUGGUCAACGUCGAUCUGUGCCGUACGGUGCGAAGCAUCGCCGAUGCGCAGAACCGCGGCCAGGAGGCCUACGAUGUCGUCCUGCAGAUCGACCGACGCUUCCGCUCCAUCCUCGACAACCUGCCGCCUUUCUUUCGCCUGGACGGGGAGACUGAGUACGACCCCAAGGUCAUCCAGCUCCAUCGCGCUCGGCCCUACCUUGCCCUGCAGCGGGCGGUGAUUUACGAGUUCGUCCACCAUCGGUUGCUGAUGCUUCAUCGCCUCUACAUGGGCAGGGGCUACAGCAACAUCAAGUAUGCCUACUCGACGCGCACCUGCAUCGAAGGUGCCAGCGUCGUGAUCGCACUGCUGCGGUGCCUCGACCAGGUGCAGUCUCACGGUGGCUCCCGCGGCGGACGUUACUGGGUCUACACCUUCCACCUCUUCCACGCGCUGUUGGCGCUACAGGUGGACCUUGUCAAUCUGAGCAGCGAGCCGAUGCACGACGAGGUGCUGCUCAAGGCCAACGAUGUCAUGUCCGGGCUUAAGAUGAUGCUGGCCAGGACCGACGCCGAGGGUCGCAACCCGAUCCUGGCCAAGUCGAUCGACGUCAUCAAGUCGCUGCGCAAGGAAGAGAAGACGCGCCGCGCUCGCUACGACGCGCAACGAACAGACGAGACCGUGGUCGCCAGAGAGCCGUCAAAAGAAUCGUCGACUCGAGCGAGACCGGGCUCGGGCUCCGACGACAACGACAACGAUGCCACGCGACGAUCCUCGCGCGCGCACACGGAUGCCUCGCGCGACACAGGUCAGAUUGCAGCGCAAUUGGCCAAAGGGAUCCUCGAGACCUGGCCGAACCUACGGCAUCCAGGCAAGGACUACACGGCUUCGACACCCGGACUGCGUCGAACCUCUUCGGCGGGCACGAGACCCCAAGCGUCGCGCCAGAGCUCGGCCGCGGGCAAGGGCGAGGUACGUGGUCAGCUCACUCGACUCGCCGCCGAGGAUGCGCUCCCCUCGGGCCCGAUUGCACCAGCUGCGGGCCAGGUCAAUCCACGCGAGGAUGCGAAACCUGAAGAGCCUGCAGCGACGACGGCCGCCGCGCUUGGGCCGGCUCCGCCCUCGGACAACCCAGGCCCUGUGCCUUUGCAGGACGAUGCACCCGAAGGACCGGUCCGGCAGCAGGACCUUCUCUUCGACCCGAGCAUGACGGAUCUCGACGGGUAUCUGGAGCUUCUCACGUCGUACCAGAUCCCCAGCGAGGUCUCGGGGGCCCCAAACUAUUUUGAUGUCAAUGUGCUCGACGAGCAUCACUACGGCACCUCGAUGGAGCUGGCGGCGUUCAACACGUUUGACGCGCAGCCUGCCUCCCUUGCUGCGCCCUAUGGCCAGCAGAUGGGCCUUUUCAGCAACGACGGUGCGGCGCUGGGAUCCCUGAUGGCGACGGAGGCAGGAGGAGCGGCCUCUGCGAAUUCGCAUCUGGCGUCCUACAAUACCGCGAUGCUGAGGCCCCAAGACGGGUUCCCGGCGGCCGACGCCGUUGGCAUGGGGGGCCUUUCGGGUCCAGCGACGGUGCCGGGUGUCGAUACGGCGGCGGCGACAUCUUCGGGCGGGCUCAACAUGCCUUACGCGGAACUCGACGCUGCUUCGAUACCACCUCAGCCUGCAGGCGGCUGGGACGGGCCGGCAGCGUCGGGUGCUGGACCGCCGCCGGGUGCACCCGGCGGCGGUAUCCUCUUUAACCAGCCGAGACCGCCGCCGCUCAACGUGCGCAACCUGCUCAGCGGCGACCAGUGA
This is a messenger RNA of Pseudozyma flocculosa PF-1, 4995 nucleotides long. RefSeq lists its product as uncharacterized. Bases 1 to 4995 code for a protein of 1664 amino acids. Gene Ontology annotation, biological process: DNA-templated transcription; regulation of DNA-templated transcription. The record is from RefSeq and is a predicted model, not a curated record. The transcript has 2 exons. Gene Ontology annotation, molecular function: DNA binding; zinc ion binding; DNA-binding transcription factor activity, RNA polymerase II-specific. NCBI's taxonomy places the organism in Eukaryota, Fungi, Basidiomycota, Ustilaginomycetes, Ustilaginales, Ustilaginaceae.